AGUCAUUCAGCUAUAUUUCGCCGUGUACUCAAUUCCUUCUGUGUAAGACUAAUUUUCAGUUAAAACUAUCACUGUCAGCUAAUGUCAAAUAGUUAGAAUAUAACUAUAUGACUAUGAUGUUUGAGAGUCCUUUCUGAAAAGCAAGUGUCCCAGUUAGCAAACUCCAUGCUAACGAAGUCUAGUACGUAACGCUUCAGUUCAGUGGGAACAGUUUGGAGAAUGGCGGAGCAACACAUCCAAGCAAAGCUGAUCAACCAUCUGAAGCAAGAUAAAAUACAGCUGUGGAAUCCACCGUACACCUCCGAAGACAACAAACCCGGACUCCAGCCGCUAAAGGAGCUGGCUGAGCGCUAUGCUCCCGUUGUGUGUUUUUCGGUGGAAGAGGUAGAGGAAGCUCUGGAGAACAUCAGGGGUCUGGCCGUGAAGAAAGGAAUGGGGAACAGGACAUACAGAGAGACCUGUGUGGCCACCCUGGAACUACUGCUACCCAGGGAUGCCAGGAAGGAUUCCAAAAAGAACUAUCUGGAGACCAGACUGGAUGUCCUGACCCAGUCUGUGAUGGACAGGAUUGCUGAGAUUCACGGCCUACAGUACAUCAAGCUGAUCUUAAAUGGGAAGGAACUGCUGCCGGAGAAGCAUCUGAAUGAGCAGAAUGUGAAGAACAACAGUAAGGUAAUGGUACUGAGGGUGAGUGAACCACAGAAGAAGAAGCAGAUGGCAGAUGAGGAGGAGAAGAAGAAGACUCAGAACGAGAGCGUUCAGAGGACCCAGAAAGGCUUCCAGAUCCUCUCAGAGAGAGAUGGCAGUGAAGACCCAGCUACCACACCCUUCCUGGAGAUAGCAGACCAGAAGGGCAACCCUCUCAACAUCCCUCACAGCGAGAAGAAGGCUCUGAUCCUGGCCAUGGGAUUCCACGAGAAGGGCCGAGCGCUGUUGAAGAGGAAGCAGUAUGAAGCUGCACUAUGUCACCUGCUGCAGGCUGAUGACCAGUUUAAUCACUGCGGCUCCGCUCUGCUGGGUACAGUGGAUAACUAUGCAGUACUGCAGCUGGACAUCGUGUGGUGCUAUCGAGCGCUGGAGGCCCUGAGCUGUCUGGAUGACGGCAGGCAGCGGUUACAGAGGGCAGAGGACUGCUUCCUCAAGUGUUAUGGAGAACGGCAACAGAGGCUGCUGCAAAUCAAGGGUAACACAGGAAGUGAGGACGUGUUGUUCCUGAGGAUGUACCUCCUCCAGAGUCUUCUCUUCUUUCUGGACGGGCAAGAGCGAGACGCUGCCCUCACACUACAGAAGGCGGAGGACCUGUACAGGCGUUUAGUCACGGACCCAGACCUGAUGACACAGCUGCUGGCUCUUGGCUUCUCUGAGCGGGAGGCUCGCCUGGGCCUGCGGGCCUGCCAGGGCAACGUCAACCAGGCCGCCAUGCACAUCAGCAACAGGAGACAGGAGCGUGAUGAGAUGAAGAGGGAAGAGAGGGAGAAGAGGAGGAGGCGAGUGGAGGCUAUCUCCACCCUGAGAGAGCUGGGCUACUGUAAGAGAGAUGCAGCUGUAGCCCUCCAGCAGGCAGACGGAAACGUGGACCAGGCCUACCAGAUUCUCCUUGACUCCGCCCAGGCGGACCAGUCCACUAAUAACAACUUAGAGGAGCCUGUCAGUCAAGACCUGGUGGAACAGCUCCAGUACCUGGGCUUCGGCAGGGAGGCGUCUGAGGCGGCGCUGAGGCUGGUGGGGGGGGACAUCCCAGAGGCCACCAGGCUGCUGCUGGACCACGGCGGGGUGAUCCCCCCAGAGCUGCUCUCCCCCUCCCCACCCUCCUCCGCCUCUGAUGAAGCCAGCACAUCCACCGACUCUGCAGGCUCCACCAGUGUGUCACAGAGCCUGAUGGAUGUGGACCUGGUGAAUGAGGUUCUGGAGGACAUUCCCAGACAUGAGGAGGAUUAUCUGGACCUCACCCUGGAGGAGGAGAUGGACCUCAUAGGCCAGAUGAAAUCCUUGCUGAACAGGAUUGGAAGCUGAACACACACACACAUGUGCACGCACACACACACCUCGUGACUCUGCCUUCUAGCAAUAAAUCUAAAUGUUCACCUGUUCUGUCCUGUUUCAGACCUUGGUCCUGUUUGAACACUCUUAAAGAUGCCUCAAAUCCUCCUCCCUCCCUUCUUUCCUUCCUUCCUUCCUCCCUUCUCUCUUUCCCUCCCUCUCUCCCUCCCUUCCUGCUUGUGUUCAGGCAGUGUCUGUUAGAAACGAUUCUCUCAGUAGUCUGGUUUGAUCUCUUCUGUGUUUCUGCAUCUGCAGUCCUCCAUGUGAGAAAAUGUCAAAUUAGUAAAAAAAUUAAUAAAAUAUAUACAGUUAUUUUAUAAAACUGUAUAAUCAUAUCCUGACAUCUAAAGCUUUUUUGUGUUUUUCAACAAUUUCAGUUUUUUAAUGGAGGUCGUGCUGUGUUUUAGUUUUUCAGUUCUAUUAUGAUGAGUGAUGUCAUAGUUCAUGCUGCCUUUCAUUUCAUUCACAUUUGAUUGGUAGAAGUCUUCUCAUGUUCAAUAAAACCUGGUUUGGCUAAUUGGAAUAUGCGUAAGCCUUCUUUUACACCACAGUUGAGUGACUUCACA
Molecule: messenger RNA, 2606 nt
Organism: Osmerus eperlanus (European smelt)
Lineage: Eukaryota; Metazoa; Chordata; Actinopteri; Osmeriformes; Osmeridae
Gene: nub1
Product: negative regulator of ubiquitin-like proteins 1
Exons: 15
Coding region: 220-2013 (597 amino acids)
Biological process (GO): regulation of ubiquitin-dependent protein catabolic process
Molecular function (GO): protein binding
Source: RefSeq, a predicted model, not a curated record